This is a messenger RNA of Anisakis simplex (herring worm), 237 nucleotides long. NCBI's taxonomy places the organism in Eukaryota, Metazoa, Nematoda, Chromadorea, Rhabditida, Anisakidae. The record is from the annotation of a GenBank genome assembly.
AUGGUGGAUGCGAACACAACGUCGUCAACGUCAGCCACUGGAACUGUUCUGUUGGAUUUUUACAUAGGACUGGGACUGGCCGUAACAUCCUCAUUGUUCAUUGGUAGUUCGUUUAUAAUCAAAAAGAAGGCGUUGAUUAAGUUGGCGCAAAGUGCUGAUUACACACAGCGUGCAUCUGAAGGUGGUUACGGGUAUUUGAAGGAAUGGUUGUGGUGGCUUGGAGUGAUAACAAGUUAG